Papaver somniferum (opium poppy) is the source of this 699-nucleotide messenger RNA. RefSeq names its product endochitinase At2g43590-like. Gene Ontology annotation, biological process: carbohydrate metabolic process; chitin catabolic process; cell wall macromolecule catabolic process. Gene Ontology annotation, molecular function: chitinase activity. NCBI's taxonomy places the organism in Eukaryota, Viridiplantae, Streptophyta, Magnoliopsida, Ranunculales, Papaveraceae. The coding region runs from base 1 to 699 and encodes 232 amino acids. The record is from RefSeq and is a predicted model, not a curated record. The transcript has 2 exons.
AUGGUUAUUCUUAGCUACAAGAAACUUGUUUCGGUAUUGGCAAUUCUGUUUGGAUGUAUGGCACAGCCUAUUUUGGGUCAGACGAACUUUGGCUCUGUAGCCAAUUAUGUGACACCAGCGUUCUUUAACAAUAUAAUCGGUCAAGCUGGUUCAGGCUGUCCUGGGAAAAAAUUCUAUUACCACAGUGCUUUUCUUGAGGCUGGAAAUUAUUACCCUACAUUCGGUAAAACAGGAACUCUUGAAGAUUCUAAACGUGAAAUUGCUGCUUUCUUUGCUCAUGUAACUCAUGAAACAGGACAUUUCUGUUACGUAAGAGAAAUAGCUCGAGGAAAAUAUUGUCAGCUCAGCACACAAUACCCAUGUGCCCCAGGAAAGAAUUAUUAUGGACGAGGACCAAUUCAACUUACAUGGAAUUAUAAUUAUGGAGCGUGUAGUAAGAGCAUUGGCGUGAAUCUUUUAAAGAAUCCAGACCUCGUAGCUACCAAUGCAAUCAUUUCAUUCAAGGCUGCUAUUUGGUUUUGGAUGAAUAAUGUGCAUUCAGUUAUAAUUUCGGGUGGAGGUUUCGGUCGUACAAUCCGUAAAGUCAAUGGUGGUGAAUGCGGUGGCGGAAAUCGGCCAGCAGUUCGUGCCAGGGUGAAGUAUUACAAAGCAUACUGUAAGCAGCUCGGUAUAACGCCUGGGCCAAAUCUUUAUUGCUAG